GUCUAGGGCUGCGUCUGGCUCCCGCUCUCACAGCCAUUGCAGUACAUUGAGCUCCAUAGAGACAGCGCCGGGGCAAGCGAGAGCCGGACGGGCACUGGGCGACUCUGUGCCUCGCGGAGGAAAAUCAACUAAACAUGGGCAAAGGAGAUCCUAAGAAGCUGAGAGGCAAAAUGUCCUCAUAUGCAUUCUUUGUGCAAACCUGCCGGGAGGAGCACAAGAAGAAGCACCCGGAUGCUUCUGUCAACUUCUCAGAGUUCUCCAAGAAGUGCUCAGAGAGGUGGAAGACCAUGUCUGCUAAAGAAAAGGGGAAAUUUGAAGAUAUGGCAAAGGCUGACAAGGCUCGUUAUGAAAGAGAAAUGAAAACCUACAUCCCCCCCAAAGGGGAGACCAAAAAGAAGUUCAAGGACCCCAAUGCUCCCAAGAGGCCUCCUUCGGCCUUCUUCUUGUUCUGUUCUGAGUACCACCCAAAAAUCAAAGGCGAGCAUCCUGGUUUAUCCAUUGGUGAUGUUGCGAAGAAACUAGGAGAGAUGUGGAACAACACUGCCGCGGAUGACAAGCAGCCCUGUGAGAAGAAGGCCGCCAAGCUGAAGGAGAAGUAUGAGAAGGAUAUUGCUGCCUACAGAGCUAAAGGAAAACCUGAUGCAGCGAAAAAGGGGGUGGUCAAGGCUGAGAAGAGCAAGAAAAAGAAGGAAGAGGAAGACGACGAGGAGGAUGAAGAGGAUGAGGAAGAGGAGGAAGAAGAGGAAGACGAAGAUGAAGAAGAAGAUGAUGAUGAUGAAUAAGUUGGUUCUAGCGCAGUUUUUUUCUUGUCUAUAAAGCAUUUAACCCCCCUGUACACAUCUCACUCCUUUUAAAGAAAAAAAUUGAAAUGUAAGGCUGUGUAAGAUUUGUUUUUAAACUGUACAGUGUCUUUUUUGUAUAGUUAACACACUACCGAAUGUGUCUUUAGCUAGCCCUGUCCUGGUGGUAUUUUCAAUAGCCACUAACCUUGCCUGGUACAGUCUGGGGGUUGUAAAUUGGCAUGGAAAUUAAAGCAGGUUCUUGUUGGUGCACAGCACAAAUUAAUUAUAUAUGGGGACAGUAGUUUGGGUUU
Molecule: messenger RNA, 1093 nt
Organism: Rattus norvegicus (Norway rat)
Lineage: Eukaryota; Metazoa; Chordata; Mammalia; Rodentia; Muridae
Source: RefSeq, a predicted model, not a curated record